AAGCAAGAGAGUGGGGGUUAGUGGAUGUAGCUCUGUGUGGGCCGGGGGGUGAGCUACCUAACCCGGGCUGCUCUGCUGAAACAUCCAUGGGUGGCUGUGUCGGGAGCCACCACGACUCCUCCGGCAGCUUAAACGAGAACUCGGACGGAACUGGAGUGGCUCUAGGGCGUAACCAGCCCCUAAAGAGAGAGCGGCCUAAAUGGAAAAGUGACUACCCGAUGACUGAAGGCCAGCUGCGCAGCAAAAGAGAUGAGUUCUGGGAUACGGCGCCAGCGUUCGAGGGCCGGAAGGAGAUCUGGGAUGCGCUGCGGGCUGCGGCCAGUGCCUUUGAGAGUAAUGACCACCUACUGGCUCAGGCCAUCCUUGACGGGGCCAGCAUCACACUGCCACAUGGAGCUCUGACUGAAUGUUACGAUGAACUCGGGAACCGUUACCAGCUGCCGGUCUACUGCCUCUCUCCCCCCGUCAACAUGAUUGAAGAGCGCUCCGAUGAGCCCGACGGCUCAGAUCCAGACUCGGUGUCGGCGGACCCAUCCACAGGCAGCUCCGGCGACCCCGUCCCAGGUGGCGAGUGUCAGAUUCGGCUUCGGCUCUCCACGGGCCGUGACCUCCGACUGGCGGUCCGCUCCACGGACACGGUGGGCAUGAUGAAGCGUCGUUUGCAAAGCCUAGAGGGCGUGCCUGCCACAACCCAACGCUGGUUUUUCUCAGGUCGGCCGCUGACCGACAGGCUGCGCUUGGAUCAACUCAACAUUUCCAGGGAUUAUGUAGUUCAGGUUAUCCUCAGCCAGCGUCCACCACCAGAGCCUGUAACUCCACCAGGACAUACAGCAGAGGCUUGUGGGCCAGCUGCCAUGGAAGGAGUGUCUGCUGUCCCCCAGGAGCCGACGCCAGUGGAGAAUUAAAUCUGAACAUACCACAGGCCUGGCAGUUUAGAAGAAGAAGAAGAACGAGGCCCGAAACAGAAUUGAUUCUUCUCUCCUGUGCUCUUUGGUUGUUUUUGCUGAGAAGGGCUACGUCAGGGCAGAGGUCAGCAUCUGCUGGCAUUUAAAGACUAUAAUGAAGAAGAGACUCUUUAUUUUGGUUUUACACGUUAAAAUUUUGACCCUUUUUUGAAGUCUUUUUAAAUGUUCCUAUGGAAACCAGACUACAAAAAGAGAACUUUGUUAGAUGGUUUAAAGGGUUUUCCUGGCAGCUCUGAAGGCAGAAUGUUUGUGUCAGUUUCCUUUAAAGUUCUGCUCGGAGAAGGUCGGCAAGAUGAACUGUGAUUAUAAGGCCACAGGGUUAUAAACACACUUUUGAUUCAGACAGUUGACAAAAUGCAACUAUCCAACAGUAAUGAGUUAUUCAGGCUUUUUAGUAAAAACAAUAAAUAAAUCCAGAGGAUUAUUGUAUGUGAGAAAGCUAACGGCUGUGAAGGACGGUUCGUAUUGUUAGCACAGAGAUUUAGGUCCUAUAUUGUCAACACUUCGCAGUCAGGAAGCGUGGCUGCGUAAUUUACCAAGCU
This is a messenger RNA of Nematolebias whitei (Rio pearlfish), 1507 nucleotides long. It is a transcript of the gene ubtd2, whose product is annotated as ubiquitin domain containing 2. The transcript has 3 exons. The coding region runs from base 87 to 905 and encodes 272 amino acids. Gene Ontology annotation, molecular function: protein binding. The record is from RefSeq and is a predicted model, not a curated record. Lineage: Eukaryota; Metazoa; Chordata; Actinopteri; Cyprinodontiformes; Rivulidae.